GUCUCUGCCUCACUGCAGUCCAGUCCUGACCGCCCCUCUGUGUGCUGCUGUGUUAGCUGUUAGCGCUCCCUUCUCCGGCGACAUGAGCAUCAAGUACAGCACCUCUUAUUCUGUGCGCAGUGGCGCCGCCAUGCCGUUUGCUGGCAUCUCCGCCAGCCGCGCCGUGCCCGCCUACCGGGCCGCCAGCAUCCACGGCGGGGCCGGGGGCCAGGGGACCCGGAUCUCCUCCGCCUCCUACUCCGGCCUGCGCAGCAGCGUGGCCCCCGGGGCCUCCUUCUCCUCCUUCCAGCUGAGCGCCGGCGGUCUCGGCCUCGGAGCAGGGGCCGGGGCCAGCGCCGGGGUCGGCGGCGCCGGGGUCGGCGGCGCCGGGGCCGGAGGCGUGGGUUUGAUCCUGGGCAACGAGAAGGGGGCCAUGCAGAACCUGAACGACAGGCUGGCCAACUACCUGGAGACGGUGCGCAACCUGGAGCAGGCCAACAAGAAGCUUGAGGUGCAGAUCCGGGAGGCCCUGGAGAAAGGGGGACCCGACGCUCGCGACUACAGCCGCUACAACACCAUCCUGGAGGACCUGCGCAAACAGGUGUUUGAUAUGACAGUAGACAACGCCCGCCUCGUGCUCCAGAUCGACAAUGCCCGCUUAGCCGCGGAUGACUUCAGAGUAAAGUACGAGUCAGAGAUGUCCAUCCGGCAGUCGGUGGAGGGCGACAUCGUCGGCCUGAAGAAGGUGAUCGAUGACACCAACAUGGGUCGCCUGAAUCUGGAGAGCGAGAUCGAGGCGGUGAAGGAGGAGCUCGUCUUCCUCAAGAAGAACCACGACAACGAAGUCAUGGAGCUGCGUAACCAGAUAGCGCAGUCAGGUGUGCAGGUUGACGUGGACGCCCCCAAAGGACAAGACCUGAGUCAGGUGAUGGAGGACAUGAGGGCGAACUACGAGAAGAUGGCGCUCAAGAACGCAGAGGAGCUCAAAGCCUGGCACGAAACUCAGAUCUCAGAUGUGCAGGUCCAGGUUUCUCAGAACACAGAAGCUCUUCAGGGGGCCCGAACAGAGAUGGGUGAUCUGCAGAGACAAAUACAGACGCUGGAGAUUGAACUCGCAUCACAGAAGAGCUUGAAAGCCUCUCUGGAAGACACCCUGAGGGACACAGACCUGCGUUACAACAUGGAGAUGGAGAAGUACAACUCCAUCAUCCUGCAGCUGGAGGCAGAGCUGACCCAGCUGCGGGCCAGCAUCCAGCAGCAGGGCAAGGAGUACGAGGCCCUGCUCAACAUCAAGGUCAAGCUGGAGGCCGAGAUCACCACCUACAGGAGGCUGCUGGACGGGGGGGACUUCAGGCUUCUAGAUGCUCUCGAUGAGGUGAAGGCAUGAGGGCAGUGAAGGGGAAACUGAUGUCUUUUAACAGCAAGCCUGGUUGCCUGGACAACCCAAAAAAGCAAGCAGAAGAAUGUCAUGAGCUUCUGUAACCCUUUAACUCCCAUGCUCCAGAACCCCUGCCCACAUGUCAUACCCUCCCCCGCUAC
Molecule: messenger RNA, 1518 nt
Organism: Megalops cyprinoides (Indo-Pacific tarpon)
Lineage: Eukaryota; Metazoa; Chordata; Actinopteri; Elopiformes; Megalopidae
Product: keratin, type I cytoskeletal 18-like
Exons: 7
Coding region: 83-1366 (427 amino acids)
Biological process (GO): intermediate filament cytoskeleton organization
Cellular component (GO): keratin filament
Molecular function (GO): structural molecule activity
Source: RefSeq, a predicted model, not a curated record